This is a messenger RNA of Ostertagia ostertagi, 234 nucleotides long. The record is from the annotation of a GenBank genome assembly. NCBI's taxonomy places the organism in Eukaryota, Metazoa, Nematoda, Chromadorea, Rhabditida, Trichostrongylidae.
AUGUCGAUCCAAAAAACCGAUACUCGGCAAGGCAACGCUACUAUGCUUGGGCAAGUAUGGCAAAGGGAAAAACCACUCGAGUUGGCUGCUCAUAUUCUCACUGUGACGGAAACCGGAGCAGAAAGCAUUUUCUCUGUGCAUUUACAUAUUGAACAAAGGUCUCGCCUUGCCAAAGGAUUGGAAUUCAAUGCCGAAACGAACAGCACUGCGCCGGGUGCGGCUGGAAUGUUAAAA